Messenger RNA from Euleptes europaea (tarantolino), 693 nucleotides. Its product is annotated as gastrula zinc finger protein XlCGF49.1-like. The record is from RefSeq and is a predicted model, not a curated record. Gene Ontology annotation, molecular function: RNA polymerase II cis-regulatory region sequence-specific DNA binding; DNA-binding transcription factor activity. Gene Ontology annotation, biological process: regulation of transcription by RNA polymerase II. The transcript has a single exon. The coding region runs from base 1 to 693 and encodes 230 amino acids. NCBI's taxonomy places the organism in Eukaryota, Metazoa, Chordata, Lepidosauria, Squamata, Sphaerodactylidae.
AUGGAGUAUCUCAAAGCCCCUGACAAACAAGAAACCCAAGAAGAAAAGAGAAGGAACACAUGCCACGAUGUUCACUGGAGGAUCAGCACAGAGGAGAAACACAAUAAAAGCAUGAAGCUCGGGAAGAGCUUCGGCCACAGCAGAAACUCUACAAAGCUCCAGAGACUUCACAGAGGGGAGGUGCCAUAUAAGUGCUUGGAGUGUGGAAAGAGCGUCAACUAUAGGGGUAGCCUCACUUCCCAUCAGAGAAUCCACAAAGGAGAGAAGCUUUACACUUGCUCAAACUGUAGCAAGACCUUUAUCCGUAAAUCCAUCCUGAACCUGCACUUGCAAAUGCACACGGGGCAGAAACCCUACAGCUGCUCUGACUGUGGCCUGACCCUGAGUGCUCAGUCGAGCCUUGUUAGACAUCAGAGAAUCCACACCAGGGAGAAACCCUACCACUGCUCAGAGUGUGGGAAGAGCUUUAGCCAGAGUUCGGACCUCGUUAGACACCAGAGAACCCACACUGGGGAUAAGCCAUACAAAUGCUUCGAGUGUGGGAAGAGCUUCAGUCGGAGUACGGGCCUUACUUCGCAUCAGAGAACCCACACGGGUGAGAGGCCAUACCGAUGCUUGGACUGUGGCAAAGGCUUUUGCGAAAAAUUGAAUCUUAUUCAGCAUAAGAAGACUCAUGAGGGAGAAGCAAUGUAA